UUGUGUUACAUAACAUGUCCAAGUAGAGCUCUCUUUUUUUUUUCCCUCCUCGGACAACGUGACAACCCAUCAGGAAGAUUUUCACGCAGGAAAACUUCAUCAUGAUUUUCCAUGUGCUUUUCCAAUGCUUGGACAUUAGCAGCUGGCUGCUGUUUGGUUUUGUUGUGCUGCUGUUGACAGAUGUGGUCCGAAACCGGAGACCUCACAGUUUCCCACCCGGACCCUGGGCCGUGCCUUUUCUCGGGAAUGUCUUCACCCGUGCCGACGACAAAUCUUUGGAGAAUCUCGCAAAGAAGUACGGUCCGGUGUUCAGCCUGAGGAGAGGCAGCCAGAGGAUGGUGUUUAUUUGGGGUUAUAAGAUGGUCAAAGAAGCUCUCGUCACCCAGCUGGACAGCUUUGUUGAUCGUCCCAUCGUCCAGCUCUUCCAUGAGUUCUUUAAAGGCAUCGGCAUCGCCAUGAGCAAUGGCUACCACUGGAAGAAGCAAAGGAAAUUUGCCAACAUUCACCUUCGUUACUUCGGAGAAGGCCACAAGUCACUAGAAAACUACAUUGAAGUCGAAUGUAACUUCAUUUGUGAAGCGUUCAAAGACGAACAAGGAAAGCCGUUCAACCCUCGGUACACCAUAAUAAAUGCAGUGAGUAACAUCAUCUCAUCUGUGGUCUUUGGACGCCGCUUUGAGUACAGUGACGGGACCUUUCGCAAGUUCCUGGAGUUGGACAAUGAGGCCAUCGCACUCGCCACCUCUGAGGUUAUACAGGUUUACGACGCCUUCCCCCGUCUGCUACAGUAUCUGCCUGGUCCCCACCAGAAGGUGCAUGCCAACUACAGGGAGAUCAUGGUCUUUCUGCGGAAGGAAGUGGAGAAGCACAAGGAAGAGUGGAACCAAGAUGAACCCCGGGAUUAUAUUGACGUGUACCUUGGUGAGAUAGAGAAGGGGAAGGAAGACCCUCAGGCCGGCUUCAACAUUGAAACCCUGCUGGUUUGCAUGCUUGACCUUGUGGAGGCCGGCACAGAAACCUCAGCCACAACCUUGCGCUGGGCUCUAGUCUACAUGCUGCACUACCCAGAGAUGCAGAACAAAGUCCAGGCGGAGAUCGACAGGGUGAUCGGACAGGCUCGCCAACCUACGUUGGCUGACAGACCCAACAUGCACUACACGGAAGCCGUCAUCCACGAAACUCAAAGGAUGGCGAACAUUGUUCCCUUUGGAUUCCCUAAGAUGGCCAGUCAAGAUGCUACAUUGGGAGGAUACGUUGUCCCAAAGGGCACAGCCAUCACCACCAUCCUCACAUCUGUGCUUCAUGACAAGAAUGAGUGGGAGACACCAGAUACCUUCAACCCUCAACAUUUCCUGGAUUCAGAGGGCCACUUCCGCAAAAGAGAUGCAUUUCUGCCGUUCUCAGCAGGUAAGCGAGCGUGUUUGGGGGAGCAGCUGGCCAGGAUGGAGCUCUUUCUGUUCUUCACCGGUCUGCUGCAACGCUUCACCUUCACUGCCGUUCCGGGGGAGAUGCCCAACCUGGAGGGCGUGAUGGGCUUCACGCGUUCCCCUGAGGAGUUCAGGGUGCUUGCAGUGUUACGUUGAUGUCCUUCAUCCUCUUCCAUCUCAUCUCCUCCCCACCUAACCUCAGCAGUUACACGUCUCCCUUAGAGAUAGCUGUUCAGCCUACAAAGCCCGCUAUUAAAACACCUCCAAAAACCCCAAACAAGGUUUCAUGGUUU
Doryrhamphus excisus (bluestripe pipefish) is the source of this 1720-nucleotide messenger RNA. Its product is annotated as cytochrome P450 2J2-like. Gene Ontology annotation, biological process: xenobiotic metabolic process. Gene Ontology annotation, cellular component: cytoplasm; intracellular membrane-bounded organelle. Gene Ontology annotation, molecular function: oxidoreductase activity, acting on paired donors, with incorporation or reduction of molecular oxygen, reduced flavin or flavoprotein as one donor, and incorporation of one atom of oxygen; heme binding; iron ion binding. Lineage: Eukaryota; Metazoa; Chordata; Actinopteri; Syngnathiformes; Syngnathidae. The record is from RefSeq and is a predicted model, not a curated record.